Messenger RNA from Drosophila serrata, 1060 nucleotides. Its product is annotated as putative pseudouridine-5'-phosphatase. The record is from RefSeq and is a predicted model, not a curated record. Gene Ontology annotation, molecular function: phosphatase activity. NCBI's taxonomy places the organism in Eukaryota, Metazoa, Arthropoda, Insecta, Diptera, Drosophilidae.
CAUUUGUCUUAGUAUCCGUGGGAUAAUCAGGAAAAGAGGUCCUUGGGUCAUUUUAUUUUAAAGACACGAUCUGAGAAUGUGCAACCCUCCCUGUAAUAUACCCAAAACUCCACCAGAGUGCGCCCGGUGUCCGCCGAUGUGCUGUUGUCCGGGGAUUAGCUACUGCAUUUUUGAUCUGGAAAGUGCCAUCUUUGAUACCCGUCACAUUUACAAGAAGGCUCUGCUGGAAGUGGCUUUGAGCUAUGAUCGGGUAAUCCCAGAGCAUUUGCUGAUCCAAAGUGGACCAAUGGAAACGGCCGAGAUGGCCGAGUUGAUUUGCCGAAAGCUAAAAAUGCCCAUCGGUUGGGAAUUGUUUCUCUCUCAGAUUAAUGAGCGCGCCUCCGAAUUGAUCGCGAAUCCACCUCUGAUGCCGGGAGUGGAGCGACUGGUGACCCACCUGAGCAAGUGCUGCAUAGGACUGGCACUGGUCACCUCCUGCUCCGAGUCGAUGUACUGCUCCAAGAUCCGCGGCCGGGAGGAGUUCUUCGAGAUCUUCUGCACGGUUCUCUGUGCGGACGAUGCGGAGCUGCGGGCCUUCAAGCCGGAACCGGAUGUGUACUUGAUUGCCAUGGCUCGACUGGGAGAAGCAGAACCCUCGUGCACUCUCGUCUUCGAUGGCACCGCCAAGGGAGUUCAGGCGGCGAGUGAUGCCCGUCUUUCCGUUGUGAUGCUGGCCGAACCAGAGGUGCCUUGCUGCUGGUCAGAGUUGGCCACUCUGCGCCUGGAGACACUGGAGGAAUUCGAUCCGGAGGAGUUUGAUAUGCCGCCGUACAGCAAGACCGAGUCAGCGGAGCCGCGUAAACCGAGUCGCCGAAGCUCACAGAAGUCCAAAGGUAGCCGAAGGAGUUCUGCACGGCAAAAGAAAGCGGAUGAGAAUCCGGCAGAUGACGAGGGAGCGGAGGAGGACGAGGGGGAGGAGGGCGAGGAACCCGCCUAAAUAACAUUGUCCAGGUCAAUGGAUGACAGGAGAGGUCAAGGUGUUGUCACAAAAAUUUUUAAUAAAAGAAAACAAAUUUUAAAU